AUGGCAGCACACAUAACUUCACCUAACGAGCCAUUUCCACGGCCGGACGACAUCGCGCAAGCGACAACAUCACACCGACAAGGCUCAUUCAUAAUUUCAACGCGGAAACUACCCAUUUCUAAAGCCGGUCCUAUCGAAGCUUUGGAGCAAGAGCUAGGCAUUCCUGUGCCCGAGAUGAUCUUCGGCGACAACCUCGUUUCCGUGCGCCACGCGCCCUCCGGCUGGUCUGUCGAGUUCAACGCUCGUGAUGCUUUAGAUGCGGUGGACAAGACCGAUCGGAACAUGCUUCAGGUCGCUUACGCAAAGAGUUGGUCUGCUAGCCGCGAGCAGACCAGCGCUGGCAUUAAAGACGUAGUUAGGCCUUAUGAUUGGAGUUACAGCACCACGUACCGGGGCACCGUCGUCCCGCCCUCGUCUCGAGCUCCCCCGCCGCCGCUAGGUCCGGCAGCUACCGAGACUGACGCUAACACGGAGGAAUCCAAGAAACCAACCGAGCAGGUAGCAGAAAUAACCCCAAACAGCAAAUUCGACUUCAAGCCUUCACAAAACCCCAUCCCGAUCGAACUCCUAAAAAGGCGGGACCCGAUCCUCUUCUUCGACGAGGUCAUGAUGUACGAGAGCGAGCUCGACGACAACGGGAUCAGCGUCUUCAGUGUCAAGCUGCGCGUGCACGAGCGGCGCAUGCUGCUACUAGCGAGGCUCUUCAUGCGUCUGGAUAACGUCGUCGUGCGCAUCCGCGAUACGCGCGUGUACGUUGAUUUCGCGACCGAGGAGGUCACGCGCGAGUAUACGGUGAAGGAGUUAGGGUUCGAAGAUGUUAAGCGGAAACUGCUCAUGACAGGCCUGGUGCCUGACGCUGUGACGAUAGCGUUGCGCGACGCCAAUAAAAUCGCAGACUUGCUUCCUACGGUGGAGCAGACUUUGGAAAGCGUUUCGCUGAGAUCAUAA
Daldinia childiae is the source of this 948-nucleotide messenger RNA. Its product is annotated as TIP41-like protein. Gene Ontology annotation, biological process: TOR signaling. NCBI's taxonomy places the organism in Eukaryota, Fungi, Ascomycota, Sordariomycetes, Xylariales, Hypoxylaceae. Bases 1 to 948 code for a protein of 315 amino acids. The record is from RefSeq and is a predicted model, not a curated record. The transcript is spliced from 2 exons. Gene Ontology annotation, cellular component: cytosol.